AUGUCUUUAAAUGCAUCAAUGACUCAAGAGAUGGAUUUAUUAACAGCUGCGUUACGUGAGAAUGAUGAAUGGUCAGAUGAAUCAGUUGAACAGUUGUAUCCUUAUUCAUUAAAUAUUCCAAUAGUAGAAUCCAAAAAAGAUAAACGUAGACGUUUGUUAAUUGAAAAACUGGAUCAUAUUUCUCGAGAUUUUUUAAUAAAUAGAGAAAGUUAUUUUCAUAACCAAUUAUUAUCACUUCAAAAUGAAAUACAACAGUUGCAUGAUGGAACACAUAUUGAAUACUUAGAUGGUCUUAGAGAUUUGGAAGAGAUUCGAGAAAAAGAACUUAAAAGUGUUCAACUUAUGAAAGAAUUUUUAUUAAAGAGAGCAGAAAAUGAGUUUGUUCACAAUGUAGAAGAAUUAGAAGAAGAAUUUGCUAUAAGUAAAACAACAUUAAAAUCUACUCUUCUUUCACAUUUGUUUUCAAGGAAACGAAGACUUCAUGAGGAUAAAGAAUUAUUAGAUAUUGUAAAUGAUUCAUCUCUUGCAUCACAUUCUUAUUCUACAACGAAUCCUUCAUUAUCGCCUAUUUCUUCAAUAUCUAAUAUAGAUAAAAGAAAACUUCGACAUAGAAAAGGACUUGGAAAUAAUAAGAAUACUUCUAUUGAUGAUUCAAUGCCUCCUUCAUCUAAUGUUAAUAACUACAAGAAAAGUUCUGAUAAUAUUAGCUCUUUUCUUAAAUCUAUAGAAGAACAAAUUGCUAAGGAACGUAGCCGAGAAAAACAAGAAAAAGAACGUGAUAGAGCUUCUUUAAAUGAUAUAUUUAGUCUAAAAGAAUCAGAAAUCAUGGAAGAUUUAGCAGCUAUAAAACGACAAGUAAAUUCCACUAAACCGGAUAGAAAGCGUAUGAUAUAA
Pneumocystis jirovecii RU7 is the source of this 894-nucleotide messenger RNA. RefSeq lists its product as uncharacterized. Gene Ontology annotation, biological process: negative regulation of transcription by RNA polymerase II. The record is from RefSeq and is a predicted model, not a curated record. The transcript has 3 exons. Bases 1 to 894 code for a protein of 297 amino acids. Gene Ontology annotation, cellular component: Sin3-type complex. Gene Ontology annotation, molecular function: histone deacetylase binding. NCBI's taxonomy places the organism in Eukaryota, Fungi, Ascomycota, Pneumocystomycetes, Pneumocystales, Pneumocystaceae.